UUGUCAUUGAUGGCUUUUGGUUUCCUGAGUCGGUUGCAAGAAGGAAACUACACCAGAUGGUGUGGAGAACCAGAGUGUCAGGGCCAAACGUCUCCCCACACAUCCUGGGGACAAAGGGGGCAGUUGGAGAGCUGAGAUCACCCCAGUCUCCCUUCUUCCUUCGAACUGUGAAACUGAAGACAGAAUCUUGGUCCGUGUGGAAGGGACGCUAUGGUCAUAGGAUUCCUGUCUCUGCUUUGCGUCGGACUCUGUCUGGGCUAUGAACAUGAGCAAAAGAAUGAGAAACUUCCCAAACCCUCCCUGAGCGCCUUGCCCAGAUCAGUGGUUGAACGCAGUAGUAAUGUGACCCUGAAGUGCCAAUGUCACUUCCAGAAUGUGACGUUCAUGCUGGGGAAGUUGCAGGAUUCUGGGUACGAGAAGGAGCAGAGUUCAGCAGGGCACGAUGCUGAAUUCCUCCUCAUGAACCUGGAGCCUAAGAAUGCUGGAACAUACUUUUGUGCCUACAAGAUAACAGGUUCCCACGAGUGGUCAGAGAAGAGUGAACACCUACAACUGGUGGUCACAGAUGGCCAUGAUGGACCCGGAGCUUCCUCAAUAAAAACAGACACCAGAAUCAUCUUUGUCACCACCUUCAGCUGCCUCAUCAUCUUUCUCCUCUUCCCCUCUGUCUUCCUCAUCUACAGAUGCACUCAGCAUGGUUCAUCACAUGAAGAAUCCAACAAGAGAACCAGCCACUCCAAAUUUCCCCAGCAAGAGGCUUCAGAUUUAUCCAGGCCAGAAAGAGUAUCCCUCUCGACUGAAGAUCCCCAGGAAGGGACCUAUGCUGAUCUAAACACGGAGGCACCAUCUGAGGCAGCUUCUGUCCCCGCCGAGGAGCCCCCAGGGUCCUGUGAAUGUGCAACGCUGACGGCGUAGGAGGAUGGCAGAAGCCCCUGGAGGAAAGGCAUCUUCCCUGGGAAGCAGAGUAUGGAUUAAGAUGACUGAGAGGACUAGACAUAUGGAGAUCCAGGUCACUCUGUGUCCUCGGUGCAAAAUCCGUAAUACUAUUAACUUUUUCUCUUCUUGCUUCCACUCCUAUCAAAAAUUACUAGAUUGGUCUUCCCAAAAUCUGCAGUGUGACUUUAGUAUGGUUUGACUUAAAACAUAGGCUAAGAAUAUGUACUUUAUAUACAAGUGCGUGCGCGCACACACGAGGUUGGACAAUUACAUUCGUGGACAAUUACUGUGUAAGUGCAUGGUGGAAAGUUCACGUGCUUUACACACACACACACACACACACACACACACACACACACACACUGUUAGGGAAUUCUGGAAGGCACCACAUAAAUAGAAAAUAGUUUCCCCAGAGAAGCUUGUAUGGUUGCUGUUGGGUGAAACAUUCCAUAGACACAGGGAUUUUGCAAAGGAACACAAAACAUGAGCCACAAAGGUAGACACUCAAUUGUGAGCUAACAAAAGCAUCCCUAUGUAGCAUGCACCCUGGUAAGUAGCUAAAUAUAUUUACUUCAUUAUUCUUUUAUGCCUUGCUAGGAAGCCAUCUAAUCUCAAGACCAGUUUUCUCUCUGACACGAGUGUAAGAGUUUUCUUAGUACCAUCAUAUUUCUGUUUAUUUUAUUUCUUUAUUAUUAAAAAUCAAAGGACACAAUGAAGUCAGACUUAGAGAAUAUAUGUGGAUUUUGUCAUAUGGUGCCUAUAACUUAAUUUAGGAGAAUACAUCAGUGUAAGGAUUUUUCUGAGUAUGGACUCUUUUGUGUGACAAUGGCACCAAAUGACAUAAAUAAAAGAGCUUUGCUUCCAAAGUUAUGUCACUCAAUCACGUUUGAAAGUCAUUGUUAAAUAUACAAAUGAAUGAAAGUGUAAAGAUUAGGAACGUAUAUGUAAAUAUUCUUAAUGCAUAAGCGUAUGCUGCAUAACUUUUCUCUUUUUAAGUUUUUAAUUAUGAAAGAAUUUGAUCAUAAAGAAAAACACCAAAUAAUAUAAACAGAAAUAUGCACAUUGACCUUAUGUUCUAGACAUGAAUAUUUUGCUAUGAUUUUACUUCUGCCACUUUCAAUCUCUUUCCUCUCUCUCUUCCCCAGAGGUAAACAUUGUAUUAUUCCUAUGUGUUUUUUCACACUUUACUACACAAGCAUCUAUAAAUAGUCAAUAUGCAGCACUAUUUUAUGUGUGAUUUACAUAUACAUAUAUGGAGUCAUACUGUAUAUUAUAAUUCUUUUUUUAUUGUCCUCAACAUUAUGCUUUUGAAAUUCAUCCAGUUGAUUUUUGUGGGUCUAACUUAUUGUUUACAGUAUAGAAUUCAGUUGUUGACCUUACUGUGGAAUAUUAUUCACCCAUAAAAAGGGAUGAGGCACCAUUACGUGCCACAAUAUAGAUGAACCUUGAAAACAUUAUUAUUAUAAUUAAAAGAAGCCAGACACAAAAAGCUGCGUAUUGUAGGAUUCCAUUUACGUGAAAUGUCCAGAAUAGAUAGAUCCUUAGAGACAGG
Rhinolophus ferrumequinum (greater horseshoe bat) is the source of this 2488-nucleotide messenger RNA. It is a transcript of the gene VSTM1, whose product is annotated as V-set and transmembrane domain containing 1. The record is from RefSeq and is a predicted model, not a curated record. NCBI's taxonomy places the organism in Eukaryota, Metazoa, Chordata, Mammalia, Chiroptera, Rhinolophidae. Bases 211 to 915 code for a protein of 234 amino acids. Gene Ontology annotation, cellular component: plasma membrane. The transcript is spliced from 9 exons.